CAGUUUAAUUCACAAAAAGCAAAUCUAGAAACCCAACAUUAUUAUCAAUUGACAAAGAGAUAAUGUUGGAUGUAACAGGAGCUCAUUUUUACAGAGGGGAUUUAAAAUAGAAAUAAACUUAGUUAUAUAUUCCAGAAUAUUUCAAUUUACACCAAGUAGAUGUUGUAUUGUCUGAUCUUUCGCCUGAAUUUAGAGGAGAUUUAGAUCAAGACCAUUUAUAGUUAAUAGAUUUAAAUUAAUUAACAUUAGAUUUAUGUAAGAAAAACCUUAAAAUAGGAGGAACUAUAAUAAUGAAAACUUUAAAUGGAAGUCUAGAAAAAGAUUUCUAUAGACUAUUUAAAGUUUAUUUUUAAGAAUUUUUAAGGGUUAAGCCAAGAGCUACUUCAUAAUAUUCUAGUGAAUUGUAUUAUUUAGGAAAAGGAUAUGGACUUUCAAAAGAAUACGAAUAAAUAAAAAAUUUAGAAGAUAAAUAAAUUAGAGGAAUAUGUAUAAAUGAAAUAAAUGAAGAUGAUAUUCCUGAUCUUGGAUUCAGUGAUUAAGAAUUAUUAGAAAAAGCAAAAUCCUUUAUAUUAAAUAUGUAUGAUGAAGGAUAAUAAUUAUCAGAAUAAGAAAUAUUGGAAUUUAAAAAAUAUCCAUUAAAUAUAGAUUGGGAUUUAUUAAAACCUUAGUCAAGUGAAUAAAUAGAUAAAAGAAAAUCUAAAUAUGACGAAACAAAACUUUAUAAUGUAAAAAUAAAAAAUACUUAUAUUCAUAUUUUUAGGAUUAUUUAAAAUAUUAUGGAAAUAAUUUAACAUUUACAAAAGAAAAACCUUUAACAUUUCAAAAAUUUUUAUAAGAUUUUAUUAGUUAAAAGUCAAUAUAUGUUGAUGAAUAAUUAAAAUCAACUUCGACACCUGAAGAUAUUGAAAAGUUUAUAAUUAGAACAUCUAUGGCAUAUAAUGAAAAAGAAUCAGAAGAUCCUAUUCAUUAAAAAGAUCUUUUUUUGGAAGAAGAAAAUGAUUAUAAUCCUUUUCAUGAUGAAGAUGAAAAAGCAAAAUUAAAUUAAAAAGUUAAAUAGUUUUAUGAUAAUUAUUAAAAAGAUUCUUAAGAAUUUGAUCCUUUGUCCCCUGAAAACUAAUAUUCUCCAGAUGAACAACCUACUUCAUUGGACGAUGUAAAAUAUAAAUCAAUACACGCUGUGGAAAUUCAAUUUAAAAAUGAAAAAGAAAAAAACAAUAAAAAUGUAAGAGAAGAUUUAGAAGAAUAAAUUCAAGAAGGAGAACUAGAUCUUGAUGAUUUAAAUGAUGACGAAAAAUAAAUUCUUGUUGAUGAAAUCGAAAAUAAUUAAUCUGACGACGAAUUUUUAGAUUCUUUUACUAGAGAUGAUAUUUAAUUAACUUCUAAAAAAUAAAAAAAUAUUGAAUCUGAUCAUUUAAAAGCAGAGGAUUUAGAAAGAGAAUUUUUUAGAAAAAGAAGAUGA
Molecule: messenger RNA, 1459 nt
Organism: Ichthyophthirius multifiliis
Lineage: Eukaryota; Ciliophora; Oligohymenophorea; Hymenostomatida
Product: ribosomal RNA methyltransferase, putative
Exons: 4
Biological process (GO): RNA methylation
Molecular function (GO): RNA methyltransferase activity
Source: RefSeq, a predicted model, not a curated record